GGAAACCUAUAGAUAGCAAUCCAAUCCAAACCAAUCCCCACGAAGUAAGACCAUGCAUGCAAAUUGAGAGUCGACCAUUUUUCAUCGUUGACAUUCUCACAAAAAUGGAACAGUUGUUCGACAAGUUCUUCGAUUCCGUCGCUAACCUUUUCAGCGGUGGCGGUGGCGAUGAGAUCCCCUGGUGCGAUGGCGACGUCAUCCACGGGUGUGAGAAAGAAGUAGCAGAGGCCAACAAGGGUGACUCGGAUGAACACAAGAGCGAAAGCAUUAUGCGGUUGUCAUGGGCGCUUGUUCACUCAAGGCAACCGGAAGAUGUGCAGCGUGGAAUUGCAAUGCUUGAAGCUUCAUUGGCCAACAGUAGCUCCCCUUUGCAUCAAAGAGAGAAGCUUUACCUUCUGGCUGUUGGAUACUUCAGAACCGGGGAAUAUUCAACUUGCCGGCAUCUAGUGGAGCAAUGCUUAGAGAUUGCCCCUGAAUGGAGACAGGCUCUGACCCUUAAGAAGACCGUCAAGGAUAAAAUAGCUAAAGAUGGCUUUGUUGGAAUCGGCAUUACUGUUAGUGCUGUUGGGCUUAUAGCAGCUGGGAUUGUUUCCGCAUUGGUUCGCAGGUGAUACUGAUAGCCAUAAGCCAAUAGUGUUCAUAAUGACUUGCUAUCAAUUACCCUUAUCAGACUGAGAAUAGGGUAACAAAUUCUCCAGCUCCACACCUUUUAUUUUCUGGGGAAAAAAUAGCUUUAAAUCCAAUGUAUUUUGUGCGGGAAUUAAUAGGUUCUUUCCCUCCUGCUAUGUUAAUCAUUUGAUAAUGCUUACUAUGUUUUGCCAUUAUAUCGACAAGUUUACACUGCAAAUAUAU
This is a messenger RNA of Pyrus x bretschneideri (Chinese white pear), 852 nucleotides long. RefSeq names its product mitochondrial fission 1 protein A-like. The transcript is spliced from 5 exons. Gene Ontology annotation, biological process: peroxisome fission; autophagy of mitochondrion; mitochondrial fission. Gene Ontology annotation, cellular component: peroxisomal membrane; mitochondrial outer membrane. The coding region runs from base 57 to 611 and encodes 184 amino acids. The record is from RefSeq and is a predicted model, not a curated record. Gene Ontology annotation, molecular function: protein binding. Lineage: Eukaryota; Viridiplantae; Streptophyta; Magnoliopsida; Rosales; Rosaceae.